Morone saxatilis (striped sea-bass) is the source of this 1345-nucleotide messenger RNA. RefSeq names its product insulin receptor substrate 2-B-like. Gene Ontology annotation, cellular component: plasma membrane; cytosol. NCBI's taxonomy places the organism in Eukaryota, Metazoa, Chordata, Actinopteri, Moronidae. The record is from RefSeq and is a predicted model, not a curated record. Gene Ontology annotation, molecular function: phosphatidylinositol 3-kinase binding; insulin receptor binding. Gene Ontology annotation, biological process: insulin receptor signaling pathway.
UCGGCGGCGGCGGCUCUCGUUUCCACCAACAUUUACCGCCCUCCAACCAUCAACACCUCAGCCACCAUCACCCGCCAAAGGAUCCACAACAGCAGCAUCACUACCAGCUGGCUCCGCAGCAUCUUUCCGGAGAAAACACCGCGGAGUCUCCGGGCAGGAAAGCCGCCUCCUCCUCGUCUCUCAGCCAGGUACACGCCGCCGAGGACCCCGCCGCUUCCUCCGCCGCCGCAGCCGCUGGNNGGUAGCAGCAGUAGCGGCAGCGGCAGCGGUAGCGGCAGUCAUGUAUACGCGGCGGUGAACGUCGCCAACGCCUCCGACGCUGUGGAUGAUAUUCGCAAAUGUGGCUAUUUGAGGAAGCAGAAACACGGACACAAGAGGUUUUUCGUGCUCCGGGCUGCCAGCCACCUCGGGCCGAGCCGCCUGGAGUACUACGACAGCGAGAAGAAAUUCAGGAACAGCCUCCGCUCCGCUGCCGCGGCCGCCGCCAGCGGCGGAGCGGUCGCCCCUUCUCCCCCGAAAAGGGUUAUUUACCUCUACCAGUGCUUCACGGUAAACAAAAGGGCGGAUUCCAAAAACAAACACCUCAUUGCCCUUUAUACUAAGGACGAGUACUUUGCCAUUGUGGCGGAAAACGAGCAGGAGCAAGAGGACUGGUACAUAGCUGUCAGUGAGUUGAUGAGUGAGGGCAAAAAAGGGCAUUUGGAUUCAGAUGAUUUAGAUGAUGGAUACGGUACGGUCACCCCCGGCACUGUGUUCAAAGAGGUGUGGCAGGUGAAUGUGAAACCUAAAGGACUGGGUCAAACUAAAAACCUCACAGGUGUUUACCGGCUUUGCCUCUCGACUAAAACCAUUCACCUCGUUAAGUUGAACUCUGAAACCCCCUGUGUUAACCUUCAGCUGAUGAACAUCAGACGCUGCGGGCAUUCGGAAAGCUUCUUUUUCAUCGAGGUGGGUCGCUCCUCCUCCAUCGGGCCCGGGGAGAUUUGGAUGCAGGUGGACGAUUCCGUCGUGGCCCAAAACAUGCACGAGACCAUCUUGGAGACGAUGAAGGCGCUGAAAGCUUUCGCAGAGUUUCGGCCCCGGAGUAAGAGCCAGUCGUCGGGCUCCAACCCGAUGCCGUUCAUCACGACGCGGCGCCACCUGGGCAACUUGCCGCCGAGCCAGACGGGGCUGCAGCGGCGGUCGAGGACGGAGUCAGUCGUGGGCACGCCGCCGUCAAGUAAGAGCUCUGGGGCGAGUGGUUAUCGCUUUCGAACAUCCAGCGAGGGCGAGGGGACGAUGAACCGGCCUUUCCGCUCCGCCACAGGAAGUCUGGUUCACCUGAACUCCGCGCGCGCCCACCACG